Phacochoerus africanus (Common warthog) is the source of this 1007-nucleotide messenger RNA. Its product is annotated as olfactory receptor 1L4-like. NCBI's taxonomy places the organism in Eukaryota, Metazoa, Chordata, Mammalia, Artiodactyla, Suidae. Gene Ontology annotation, cellular component: membrane. Gene Ontology annotation, biological process: G protein-coupled receptor signaling pathway. Gene Ontology annotation, molecular function: G protein-coupled receptor activity; olfactory receptor activity. Bases 63 to 1007 code for a protein of 314 amino acids. The record is from RefSeq and is a predicted model, not a curated record. The transcript has a single exon.
GUCAAAUUGCCCUUCAUAUCUCACCCAGGGCUCCUCCAAACUCUCGCCAGGAGGUCAAGGACAUGGACAUGGAGACAAAGAACUACAGCAGCAGCAGCAUGCAAGACUUUAUCCUUCUGGGCAUCUCUUCCAACCCUCAGCUUCAGAAGCCCCUCUUUGCUGUCUUCCUCAUCAUGUACCUGGUCACCCUGGUGGGCAAUGUACUCAUCAUCCUGGCCAUCCACUCUGACACCCGGCUCCACACCCCUAUGUACUUUUUCCUCAGCAACCUGUCCUUCAUGGACAUCUACUUCACCACAGUCAUUGUGCCCAAGAUGCUGGUGACCUUAGUCUCGGAGACAAAGUCCAUCGCCUAUGUGGGCUGCCUGGUCCAGAUGUACUUCUUCAUGGCCUUUGCAAACACUGACAGCUACCUGCUGGCCUCUAUGGCUAUAGACAGGCUGGUGGCCAUCUGCAACCCCCUCCAUUAUGACAUGGCUAUGAGCCCAAGGCACUGCCUCCUCCUGCUGCUGGGUUCUUGCACCAUCUCUCACCUGCACUCCAUGCUGCGUGUGCUACUCAUGUCCCACCUGUCCUUCUGCCCCCCCCAUAUCAUCAAGCACUUCUUUUGCAAUACCCAGCCUGUACUAAAGCUGUCCUGCUCUGACACCUCCUCCAGCCAGAUGGUGGUCAUGACUGAGACCCUGGCUGUCAUCACAACCCCUUUCCUGUGCACCCUCUUCUCCUACCUGAGAAUCAUUGUCAUGGUGCUAGGAGUCCCCUCUGUGGCUGGGAAGUGGAUGGUCUUCUAUACCUGUGACUCCCACCUCACUAUGGUGGUUCUGUUCUAUGGAAGUGUCAUCUAUGUCUAUUUUAGACCUCUAUCCAUGUACUCAAUGGUGAAGGACCGGGUGGCCACAGUUAUGUACACGACAGUGACACCCAUGUUGAACCCUUUCAUCUACAGCCUGAGAAACAAAGAUAUGAAGAGGGGUUUCAGGAAACUAAGGGACAGAAGUCACUCAUAG